This is a messenger RNA of Melanotaenia boesemani (Boeseman's rainbowfish), 6536 nucleotides long. RefSeq names its product BRD4-interacting chromatin-remodeling complex-associated protein. The transcript is spliced from 13 exons. Gene Ontology annotation, biological process: positive regulation of DNA-templated transcription. The coding region runs from base 651 to 4460 and encodes 1269 amino acids. Gene Ontology annotation, cellular component: SWI/SNF complex. Lineage: Eukaryota; Metazoa; Chordata; Actinopteri; Atheriniformes; Melanotaeniidae. The record is from RefSeq and is a predicted model, not a curated record.
UUGUUUUUUUUUUGAGAGCUCUCACUGGGAAGACUGAAUGUUAGACCUAUGCUGAGCUUUUCCACAUUGCUUGUGUUUUUGCAGCCAUGAGGAGAGGACAAGUCACAGCCAAGGCGCAGGGGGAGUCGUCUAUUUACAGCUGAGGCGCUCUGAUCUGCCUCUCAUGUCUGCCUGGAGCCACAACAAUAGCUUCCAUUUUCCUCAUCAGCCUCCGGCAGAAUCGAUAGUCAAAAAUAUGAUGCUAUUGCUGGUAUAGAUUUUAGUCCAGUCUCCCCAGAUGUCUAUAACAACAUCUCCCCAGCACUGCCCACAGAUGAGGAGAGACUGAUGAAUUAUAUAUUGAUCUUAUGUCUCAACCCUGAGAUGAGAAUGUGUUUUGGCUUAUGGUAACCUCAAGUGACCUGACAGCAUGUUCUGAUGUGUUUGUGCCCCCCUGUUCACCCCUUCUCUCGCAUCAAGCCUCUCCACCGGCUUCCCACACCGCGAGGUGCAGCGAUGCCCCAGCUGAGAGAGAUCUGGUGUCCGUCCUGCCGCCACGGCCUGGCAUCCACACGCCUCCAGACACUGAAACCCAUCCAUGAAUUCCCAUGAGGCCACCACCAGAACCCAGCUUGACCACUCUGUAUGGGGCCUCUCACAUAUGAACUGACAUGGAGGAUGAAGAUGGGACUUGUCUACUUGAUGUUUUGUGUGACCCCCAAGCCCUGAACGACUUCCUUCAUGGGACCAAUGAGCUGCAGAAUGAAGACCUGCUCAUUAGCUCCUCCUCAGGGGAGCCCUCCCUGUUCACAGAUGCCCCGAGUCCCGUCUCUCUGCUGGGAGAUGGCGGGGAUUCCCCAGACACUCCUCCACCUGGGUGUGUGGACCUGUCCUUCCUGGAGGAGGCUCUCCUGUCGUCUCCAGAGCCUGGAGAGGAUCCACAAGCUGUGCAGGGUGGGCCACCUGUGGAGGCUGGAUGCGAAGCAAAGAAAGGAGAAGUGGAGGAAGCGGAAGAGGCGGAGGUGGCAUGUGAUAUCCUCCAGCAGAGCCUGCAGGAGGCUGAAAUUACUGAGCAAACCAUGGCUCUGGAAGCAGGUCUGGCACAACCAGGGGACAAUCUGUCCCUGUACUCGUCCACCCCGCUCCUCUCUGCACCUACUGUGCCGUUCAUACCCAAGUCUGUGACCUUGCCCUUCACCUCGGCAUUACCCAGAGACACCCAAGCAGCAGUGGAGCCUCCUCAGCCCUCUUUAAUGGCUGUCGGGCCAGGUUGCCCUUCUCUAAAACCUGCUGCCCCUCCUCAGCUGAUGGGCCUCCUGCCUGGAAAUGUGUUUCCUGCUCCAUCUCCUGACUCUUCCUUCUCCCUGAGUCCUGCUCAGGGCUCUAGCAUGAUCAUCCACAAGGCUGUGCCCAGUGUCACCAGUCGCCCCUUUAUUGGCCCGACACUGAGGACUGCAGCAGCACCAGCACCAGGCAUCGUCCUGCAGCGUGCUCCUCUCCCCAUCCAACCCAAGCUGCCCAUCAACAUUCAGCCCCGACUGGUUCAAAUUAGCCCCAAGCCUUCAGGACAGAAACCCACUCCUGGUCUUACAUUUGUCCCUGCGACUGCCUCGCCAAAUAUUUUACUGUCCCAAGCUCCGGUCCAAAAGACUGUAGCCCCACAGCCGCAGCCAACGCAGCAGCUAGCAAAACCAGUCAGCCUGCAACUGGUCAACCAGGGCGGCUCCUUUGUUCUCCAGCCUCAGGGACUCUUCCAAGGCCAAAACCAGUUCCUUCUUCCGGGCCAGUCUCCUGUUACAAUCUCCCAGCCUGCCAGAGCAGCUCAACCUCUGCUGACCCCCAGUCACCAAGGCCCAUCCGUUCACAGCAUGACUCCCUCCACUGGGCAGCUUGUAGACGGCUCUCAGAUCCUAACUGUUCCCCAAAGACAGCUGAAUUUCAGCCCAGUCUUUACCACCCCUACAGGGCAGCUAGCUCUCCGCCAGGCCACUGUGCUUUCAGGACCUUUACAGCUGCAGUCAGCCCCUGCUGCUGUCUUCCAGAUGCCGGCACAGCUGACUGGAGCUUACACUCCAGGAGGGCAGGGGCAUCGAGCUACACUUGUCCACAGUCCUGCCCUGGGAAACCACAUUACCUUGAUCAACAGUUCAGGGGUGCUUCCUCCAGAUCUCACUUCCAUCUCCAUCGUUAACGGCCCCUCAGUUGUUCAAGGAUUGCCUUUCGCUGCCCAGGCCCCGACUCCUCAGACAGGAGUGACAGAAGGACAGCUGAGCCUCCAGCAAGCCUCUGUGGUUCUGCUGCCUGAGAGAGCUGUUCAAGAAGAGAGGCCUGCCUCAGAGGAGACUUUCCAGCAGCUGCAGCAGCCCUUCAGACAUGUUGUCCAGCAUGUCUCCGUGCAGCCCACCUCUGCAGGGCUGCAGUCAUCCCCUCCUCCUGUAGUUACGGUCUUGCAGGCCCCUGCUGAACCUCCUCUCACCCCCGAUCCGGCUGUGGAGAUGCCAAAACUCUUGAUGCCCCCAGCAGACCUCAACCAAACUGUGGAAGAGGUGACCCACUCGAUGAGUCAGAACCAGGCCUUUAUGCAACAUCUACAACAGCAAGCACUUAGUUCUCCCCUCCCGCCUGAAUUGUUGGUUGGAGCGCUGCCGGUGGUGCCAAUGGAGCCACUCGCCUCCCCGGUGUCCGACGACAGAGAGAUCCGUCCUCAGACCCGUGCUGUUUCUGGUCAGGACUCUCACAUGAUGUCAGACCAGUGUGGUGAAGUUUCUCCACUUCGUUCAGACCCAGAGGACACGCCUCUCAUCUGCUCCCCGGCUCACAUUCAGGACACGGACAGACCGGCUUCAGCAACUUUCUCCCCUCUGACUGGGUCUCAGAUUGCUCUGCUAGGACCUGAGAGUUCAGGCCCUCAGACUUCAGCUCCCCACGCCCAAGUCCAGUACCAAGUCCCUCAUCAGCUCCAGGCUUCACCAGCCGUAUUUGCCCAGAGCCAGGUGCAAAUUAAAACAUCUGUUUCCCAGCCUGCACCCCAGGUCCAGGUUUCGGUUUCUGUUUCACAACCUCAGUCCUCACGUCACAGCUCAGUCCACGGCAGCUCGUCCCCUCUACGUGUCAGCGUCUCGGUGCCUCAGCAGCAGCCUGCUCCCACAGCUGCAGCUGCUAUUCUCUCCAAAGGAGGAGACAACGCCGCUGUCCAACAGCACCCUCACACCAAGCCCACAGCUGCCUUGGCCGUGGAGAGUAAAGCCUUUGCUCUCGAUGUCCAACCACCCUCCCCUGCAGCCCAGGGGGCCCAGGUUCAUGAGUCUCCAGCUCAUGUGGAGGGUGCACCCAUCCAGAUGAACCAGCAGACCAGCACCAAGCUGGCAGGUCCUCCAGAGCUGCAGAGAAAGGAGACGCUCACACCAGCAAUGCGCCUGCACAGAUUCCAGCAGCGGCUUUGUUUGGACCAUGGAACAGUACAGAACUCGUUCACGGGUCCAGCAUUCACCACGCUGAAGGAUGCCGUGGGACGCCUGCUGCCGUACCACACAUGUGCAGGUCACCUGCCCACUCAAAAUGACUUCAUGUUAGUGGACCAGGAGUUUGACACUGUGUCCGGUUUCCUGCUGAAACGCACCAAGGACAUGGUCAACAAAUACAGGCAGCUAUUGGUCAGAGAGACCCAGCAGGAGAGUCCGUCAGCAGAGAUGGUGAUGCUGGAACGACUCUUCCUCCAGGCCGAGCGCUACGCCUUAGCGGAGGACAGGCGGAGAGUUCGUAGAGACCCGGAAACUUUUAUGACAGCCUUGGCUCCAUCAGCGUCUUCCCCUCAUGGUUCCCACUCUUCUGGCCCCUCCCACUUGUGCUCCUCUGGUAGCCCCUCUUCCCCACCAGCCUGGACCCAGCUGUCUGAGCGGCCUCCGGGACUUAAGACGUACCGCUCCAGCUCCCGCGGUGCUCUCAGACUCACCAUCAAACAGGAGUCCGGUUCUCGUAAGGUGAUCCACAACUCUGCCUGUGACUUGGGAAUCAAGAGGGACCACAUGGGGCAGCUGACCAAUGGCAGCGGAGCUGUCAAUGAACGCCCCCCUCAGGCAUCCAACGGAGCCCCCCAGCAUCUUCAGCACGAUGAGAUGUCCAACGGAGCUCUGCCCGGUAACACUGCUGAGAAGCUCCCACAGACAGCACCCACUUCAAAAUUACCCCCACAUCCUCUUUGUGCUCCAGAGCCACAGGACGUUUCCUUUGAGUUGCCUCCGAGAGAUGUCAGCGCCCCCAAACUGAAAUGUUACAGGAUGGAUGCGUCGCCCGAGCAGCGCUUCAGCCCACCUCCACCACCUCUCCAAGAGGACAACAUGCUCAGUGAACAUCUACAGAGUGCCAUCGACAGCAUAUUGGAGCUCCAGCGUCUGCAGGGCCCCUCUGCAGCCUCAAACAGGGCCACGUCGGGCCCCUCACUAGACCAGGCUGUCGCCAGCAUCCUGGAGGGACAUUUGUGAGGUAAUCUCUAAACAUCUAUGAUAGGAUAAAGAGAUAAAUGAGACUUCUAAUCUGUUCCCAGAAGGGUUUCAGAUUUUUCUUGAACUGAUUGUUUGAAGAUUAAAAGAGAAGGAAAAAAAAAUUAAGAGGCACUAUUAAGAAAUGCAUACCAGACAUAACAGCACUAUCUAUAGUCUGAUAGAUGUUAGAAAUUCAUUUUUGAUGUACGUUUGUGGAAAAAAAAAUCUAUUUGAAUAGGAGCUAUAUUGUUUCAGUGGUAGUUAAGUCAUUCAGAGGUUUACGACACUGGUGUAACCUUCAUCAGCAUAUAGUAUAUAGCAUAUAAGUAAUAGUGAGGAUAACGAACACGUGGAUUAGACUGAAAUUAUUCAAUAGUUUUUUUUAUAAGAUUCCUUUGAAAAUUGUGAAGGUUUUUCUUUUUUUUAAUUAUUUUUUUCUUGCAUAGUGCCAAGCUUCCAGGGUAUUUAUUUUAAUAAUCCGUGCCAAUUGUGUUUUACAUUGAGAGAUGGUGAAUGUGAGAGUGUGUGUGUUUUCAUGUGGAUUAGGGCGUGUUGUGUGUGGAAACAUUAAAUCCUGCGAGGGGCCCGUACACAAAAGCCCCACGUAGUCCAUCAUGUCGGCUUAAUGAAUGAAACUCCAAAGAAUUUGUGACUUGGUACAUCCUGAAUACACCAGCAAACGUCCACGUUGUGUCUCUUCCCACAAGCUGGAGCCCGUCCUUGUUAAAGUAAAAGAACCUGAGGCGGGGCCACAAAAACACAUCUGUUUAUUUUUAAAGGUUUGGACCCUUGCUGGAGUCUCAACUGUGAAAUAUUUCUAGUUUUCUGCCUGUUUUGAGAGACAAGAGUAGUGUCCCAUACUGUAUGUAUUAUCAUGCAAGCAAUAAUAAGUUAGGAGUGUUGGAGCAGUGGUGGUGCAGUGAGGAAGAGGAGGUCACUGGAUGAAAAUGAAGAUUAAUUUUCAGGAUUGAGAGAUGCUUAAUUUGUCAUCAGAGCCUAAAUUGAUUAGAAAUUAUUUCUGAAGUGUUUCAAGGGCUUGAGAGUGACAAAUUUGCAUCAAUGACCAUGAAAAAUGUCCAGUUUUAGAAAGAAAAUAAGACAGAAACCGUACAUAGCAUGAGCCUCUCCACAUUGUCAUACAGCCUUUGACCAAAAACUGGAGGAAUCAUCUGCUACCAUUUCGCAUCGUCUUCAUUUGUUGGUUUCCAGCUUGCUGUAAUAAGCCGAAGAUUUAUUUUCACCGAACCAUUGUGAAGCAAUAUAUUAUUAUUAUUUUAUCAUUAUUUUUUGUAACAUCUUAUGUUAAUGUGACAAUCUUAUGGGUUUGUAAGAAAAUGUGUGAAUUCUGUAUGUGUGAAAAUAUCUGAGUUGUAUCGGUUCUUCAACUCUUCCUCAUGAAACGUGUGCAAAAUAUUACUCAAUUGUUGGGUUUUAUCUUGGAGGUUGAAUUGUAAAAGCUGCAAAAUAUCUUUAAUGUUUGUCUUGUAAAUUGAAAAUAUGCUUCAAAAUUUAGCCCAUAUGGAGUCCCUUUUGUGCCUUUAUCAUGCAAUCUAAAUUAGUAGAGCAAAAAACUAGUCUUUACUAAUUUAGUUUUUAUGUACCUCUUGAGAUUUGACACUGUAGCUAUUUCUACAUAAUUUUGCAGGAUGUCUGUUGGGCAUUUGAGAACACAUCUACAUGUUAUAGCAAUUUGCUGCCACUUGGUGGCAGUAUCAGAAAUAAGAACAAACUCAGAUGUGUGAUGCUUUUGGAUAAGCUAGUGCUGUUAGCGUUAGCUUUGCUCUGCUGAGAAAAAGAAGUCAAAGUAGACAAAAUCUGAUUUUCUAUGGAGUGAAACUAAGGGUUAAAUUUGACGAUUGUUCAAAGCAGAUAUUAUUUUAACUUGUUCUCUGCCAUUUUUUUCUCAACAAGUGGUUGCUGUUUGUCCCAGUCAGCCCCACGUAGCAUGAGCUAACUUUCAUCCAAUCAGUGUUUGAUCAUUUUUUAGUUAAGUCUAUGAAGUGACUGUCCACAGUUUUAGCUUCUUGGAGAGUUGCAUGCUUCUUCAUCUGCAUUGAGAGAAAAAAGCAAACAAAA